GGAGAGAGAGAGCCUCCUCUCCAGUCAGCGUAUCGCCUCUCUCGCUCUCUCUCUCUGCCUUCUUGGCUUUAAAGAGCCAUUCCCUCUGCCGCGAUAGUAAAGCCGUAGAAAACAAUAGGGAGGCACAGCGUCAAACACCGUGGUGCUGAACUAUUUUCAGGUGCGCGCCGCCGUGAAAAAGUUGGUGGGUGAAAUGCCUCUGGAGAUGAAUGUAGAGGUCAUGGCCUAAGUGGAGAGUGGAUGAGGAACAGCGAUGAAGACCCUCAGCAGGAGGAACCAGAGUCUUAACGGGCCUUAGAGGAGUCCGAGGUGACCACUCCUCUCCCCCAUGAAGAUGGCAGCACAAUCCAACACUGCCAGUGAGCUUCCUUUGGAGGAGCUGCUGGCGCUGUAUGGAUACACUGUGUCAGACUCCGAGAAGGACACCUGUAAAACGGCUGCCAGCCUGCCAGGCAUGACACUGGACAAGGAUCAGAUAACCGAGGAUCUAUUUCCUGAGGAGGAAGAAGAAUCAUCAGCAGAUGAUCUCACCCCCUCAGUCACCUCAAACACCUCAGGUCUGCUCCGCCAUCUCCAAGGUGGAGACAAAGCCACGUUAGUCAGCUCGUCAGAUGAGGAAUCUGACGACACCUCCACUCCCUCCAACGAAGAGCACAAGGAGAUCAUGGUUGGCUCCAUGUACCAGGCAAAAAUCCCUCCACUCAGUCCGUAUACCUACCAGGAGAAAGCCUACAACGAGGACCAGUUGCUGUGGAGGCCUGAUGUUCUGCCGGUGCAAGCGGUCGAGGAGUUCUUGCUAAAUACACAGAGACCACAUGGCGACGAGCGAGCGGCACACACAUUAAUGCAGGGCACAACUGUCCGAGACAACGAGCAGGCACUGUAUGAACUUAUAAAAUGCAACUUCAAUAAAGAAGAGGCACUGAGACGAUUACGCUUCAAUGUGAAGGUGUUCAGUGAGGAGCUAUGUGCCUGGAGCGAGGAAGAGUGCAGGAACUUUGAGCACGGCUAUCGAGUUUAUGGGAAGAACUUUCACCUCAUUCAGGCCAAUAAGGUACGAACGCGCUCUGUGGGCGAAUGUGUCGAGUAUUACUACAUGUGGAAGAAGUCUGACCGUCACGAGUAUUUCACUCAGCAAACCACCAGGAUCAGCCGCAAGAAAUACAGCCUGCAGUCAGGGAGCAUGGAUGACGGAGAACAGGAUGGGGAGAUUGGUGAGCUGGAAGGAAACAACAAUUCCUCAGAAUUAUUGUCUCACAGCUCUGUGGGCAGAUCUAGGCAGCUGGAGUCUCCAUUACCUCCACAGUCAAACCUGGACUUGGACAAACGAGAUGGUGAGCUGGUGACGGGGCUGUCAGAGCUGUGUGGAGACAGAUAUCCUCAGCAGCUGUUUGGCUGUCUUUUCUCUCUGCAGCCCAUGGACGACCCGAGGGAUCCUGGCUUGGUUAGUUGUUGUCCCUCAGCUCCAAUCCAGCUCCAGUCCCAGCCCUCUGCCCUCAGCUCCCAGUCUCGUUGUGGGAGCCCUCUGUGCUGCUAUGACGACCACUGCCUCCCAGGCUCCUGCUUCUACCAGCUCCACAUGCGGGGUGGACCUUUUGUUACCGACAGCCUUGACUGUACUUCUGUUGGUGCUGGUGUCGCUCCUGGGCUGCAGGUGGACUUCGGCCUGCCGUCUGCCUCUCCUCCCUCAUCCAAUGUCGUCGCAUCACACUUUCAGGCUCCUGCAGCAUUCACACUCUCUCACACAGGGAGGGGAAAAUGGGAAAAUCAAAAUUGAGUUGUACUCUCUUUUUUUCUUCAAACUCAUUGAUUGGUGUUGGUUAGUAACAGGACAAAAAAAAGUGCAUUUACUUGACUUACGGAAAAAAGGAAGGACCUGCUACCUGUGCUGGGGCACUACUUGUCCUGUUGAAUCCUGUUUUUUUUUUUUUUUUAAAUGAAUACACUUGAACGUUCUGUCCAUUGCGGAAGUGUUAAUCACUGAUUAUGUGUUUAUUUAUAACAGCCUAUCACCACAACCUGCACCAGGGGCGUGUGGUUGAUUGGCUAUGAUGAAUACACACUUGUUGAAAGCUCAGUGGCGGGAUGAGAGUCGAGCUGUGACAGACAAUACGAGCAACUGUUGCUUUUUGUUUUUCUUAUUUAUCAAGAUGGAGAAGUUUGACUUUUGAUUCAUGAAAUAAUGUGUAACUUGUGCCGCUAAUUGCUCAGCUCUUCUGCCGCUGCAGCCGUCUUGAGAUUUGUCUCUGAACAGUGCCGCAGAGACAUAACUGUUGGGACAUUUGAGCUCAGAGUAAAUCCUAUCCAUUCAAACAAUAUACCGUAGUUUAUUUAAUACGUUUCAUGUCCUCUCCUCAGCUGUAGUCGUCUCCUCCUCCACUCUGUCUGUAAAUCUUUGGCACAAGACUUGAUCUUUUGAAGAACUCAAGCUGUAUUUAAAAAUGGAGCCUUGUUGGAGCAACAAGGAGAUGCAGCAAUCUUCAGGAUUUUGUUUUUAUUUGCUUGGCUUUUGUUGGAAAGUGUCAUUCUUUUUCUUCCUUAUGAAUUAUAUGGAGAUUUACAUAUGUGCAAUGCUUUGUCAUCAUUUCCUCUGUUAAUGUUUCUGUCAUUUUUAAUCUUGGGUUGCAUGGAGAACCUGUUUGACCUACAGGCUUAGAAUAAAGUGUUCAUACUAAGACACCUAUGUCACUCAAUCCAAAUGUAAUUUCUCAGGUUUUGCACCUUUUUAAUGAAUUUCUAAGCCCUGUUAACAGGAGUUGACCAGCUAGUGGUCACUGAGUCUGCCAUUGUCAUUCUGGACAAGUUUCAUACGUAUAGGUUGAUACAAUUAAAAAGGUGCUUGCUACUGAAUGUCUCUAGGAUUAAGAAACAGCUAGUGACAGCUGUUGGGGUUCUUCCUAUGUGUAAUUUAACAGUAACUCUCGAAGCAUUCACUUUUUACUAAAGCCAAAUUCCACCAACUAAGAGGAAGCAACGUCCAAGUUUGUUCAAUCUGUGUUGGAAUGUCAAAGAACAAUAGCAAUAUUUUUUAGCAUCUCGUUUUCCUUGUCGAAAUGUUGAAUUUAACAUCUUUAAUGACCCUAAUUUGACGUUGUGGACUAUACUGAAAAAUGUACACUUCGCACACUACACACACACACAUUUAGUAUUUUAUGGUACAAAUCUCGGUUGUCCAGUUUCCUCCCACAGUCCAAAAACUUGCAGAUUUGGGGAUUAGGUAAAUUGGUAUUGGACACUCUAAAUUGUGUGUUGAGAGUGAAUGGUUGUUUGUCUCUUUGUCACUCUGUGAUGGACUGGCGACCUGUCCAGGAUGUACCCCACCUUUUGCCCUAUGUCAGCUGGGAUUGGCACCAGCACCCGAAUACUCGAAUGAAUUGGUACAACAUUAUAAAUGUGGGUUUAUAGUCUUACAGUUCCAAAUGUCAACAUAAUCUGCCACUAUAACAUUUUUAAGAAGUGAUUUAAUGGUGAGAGAAUCUGCCUCACUCAAAACCAGAGUGCUAAUUAUGUAGACUUAGAAAAAAGAAACCCAAAACAUGCAGACACGGAUUCUUGCUGUAAAUAUUAUACAAUUAUUUUAUGUAAUGAGACAGAGUCAAUAUGAGCAAUUUUCCUGAUUAAAGAAAGAUGAGGUCAUGUAGUGAGUUGUGCAUUCAUGUGUGCACAUGUGUGAUAUUUCUGCAUGGCAGACCAUUUCAGUCACACACAGUAACUGGGAAUGAAAUGAUUUUGCUGUUUAUUAUUAUUAUUAUUAUUUCUUAAUUAUAUGUCUAUUAUGUCUUCCUUGUUUCAGCUCAUGUGCGCUUUUCCUGUGAUCUCUGUUAAAAGUCAAGUCUCUGCUUUGUUUACUCGAGGAGCUCGGGACAAGAUCAUGAAGGCUGGAGGAUUAGAAAAAUGACUGCCUGCCUGUUGAUUCUUUAGUUUCAUUUUCAUUUUUUUAGCAAUUUAUAUAUUGUACAGCCUCCGUUAUGUUUGUGCAUAAUUAUUUUAUUUUGUAAAGAAAAAACAAACAAAGAAUUAAAAUGAACAUUGGUGAAAUAUA
Messenger RNA from Solea solea (common sole), 4042 nucleotides. RefSeq names its product mesoderm induction early response 1, family member 2 (gene mier2). Gene Ontology annotation, cellular component: nucleoplasm. Gene Ontology annotation, molecular function: transcription corepressor activity; histone deacetylase binding. The transcript has 12 exons. The record is from RefSeq and is a predicted model, not a curated record. NCBI's taxonomy places the organism in Eukaryota, Metazoa, Chordata, Actinopteri, Pleuronectiformes, Soleidae. The coding region runs from base 329 to 1777 and encodes 482 amino acids. Gene Ontology annotation, biological process: negative regulation of transcription by RNA polymerase II.